AUGGCAGACCUGAAGAUGGCAGACCUGAAAAUGGCAGACCUGAAAAUGGCAGACCUGAAGAUGGCAGACCUGAAGAUGGCAGACCUGAAGACGCCAGACCUGAAGACGCCAGACCUGAAGACGCCAGACCUGAAGAUGCCAGACCUGAAGAUGCCAGACCUGAAGAUGCCAGACCUGAAGACGCCAGACCUGAAGACGCCAGACCUGAAGACGCCAGACCUGAAGACGCCAGACCUGAAGACGCCAGACCUGAAGACGCCAGACCUGAAGAUGCCAGACCUGAAGACAAACAAACCAGACCAGACAAACGAGGAGGCCAGACCUGAAGAUGCCAGACCUGAAGACGCCAGACCUGAAGACGCCAGACCUGAAGAUGCCAGACCUGAAGACGCCAGACCUGAAGACGCCAGACCUGAAGAUGCCAGACCUGAAGAUGCCAGACCUGAAGACGCCAGACCUGAAAACGCCAGACCUGAAGACGCCAGACCUGAAGAUGCCAGACCUGAAGACGCCAGACCUGAAGACGCCAGACCUGAAGACUGA
Molecule: messenger RNA, 543 nt
Organism: Procambarus clarkii (red swamp crayfish)
Lineage: Eukaryota; Metazoa; Arthropoda; Malacostraca; Decapoda; Cambaridae
Product: periaxin-like
Biological process (GO): triglyceride mobilization; cholesterol transport; cholesterol homeostasis
Cellular component (GO): low-density lipoprotein particle; very-low-density lipoprotein particle; mature chylomicron
Molecular function (GO): low-density lipoprotein particle receptor binding; cholesterol transfer activity
Source: RefSeq, a predicted model, not a curated record